Messenger RNA from Papaver somniferum (opium poppy), 2553 nucleotides. RefSeq lists its product as uncharacterized. NCBI's taxonomy places the organism in Eukaryota, Viridiplantae, Streptophyta, Magnoliopsida, Ranunculales, Papaveraceae. The coding region runs from base 1 to 2553 and encodes 850 amino acids. The record is from RefSeq and is a predicted model, not a curated record. The transcript has a single exon.
AUGACCACCAAAGAAAAGCUUCAAGAAAUUCAAAAUAUUGUUGCUCAACACACCGAUGCGAUUACUGAAAUGAAAAAUGAGAUUCAAUCUUUGGGUGAUAAGAUGAAUCUUCUUAUCAAUUUGUUUCAAUCGACGCAAUCUCAUCAACCUGAGGCUUCUGGAUCGGAAAAUCAUCCACCAAAUCCGGGUAAUCCAUUUACAAAUCUUCAUCAGGUGAUUCAUAAUUUUUCCAAUACUGAAUCUCGUAAGUUCACUCGUACUCCCAAGGUUGAUCUUCCUCGUUUUAAUGGUAUUAAUCCUCGUGGUUGGGCUCUUAAAUGUGACCGGUAUUUUAGUUUACAUAAAUUUCCUGAAGAUGAACGCGUUGAUAUGGCUGCAAUUCAUUUCGAUUCAGCAGUAGAUUCAUGGUUUUUAAAUUACCAACAUGGUAAAGAGUUUAUUUCAUGGGUUAAACAUGAUUUAUGUGCUAGAUUUGAGGAUGUUGCUCAGGAUAAUUAUGUUGGUAGUGUUAAUAAACUAGUCCAAACCUUCACUGUCGAAGAUUACUAUGAUCUUUGGGAGCAUUAUAAAAGCUUUAUGAUAGCUAAUAAUCCUUAUUUACCUGAGAGUUUUUACACAUUAAGCUUCAUUAGUGGGUUAAAAGAGGAAAUCCGUACAGUUGUGCAAAUGUUCAAACCUGAGAAUACUGCAACAACUUUUUAUUUGGCUAGGCUGCAACAGGCUUAUCUACAUCAUCAGCCUAAACCAACUAAAUCCUUCUCUGAACCAUUUGUACCUUCACCACUUUCUGUUUCCCACCCACCAUAUACAGUCAAAUCAUUUUUCUCCCCAUCCUCUACCCUUACCAAGCACAAUACAUCAUCAUCACCUCCCAUUGUAACUCACCCUACCACACCUACUAGAACAUCUUCAGACAAUUAUUUUCCUCCUGUUAAGAGACUCACUCAUUCUCAGAUGCAAGUUAGAAAAGAUAAGAGGAUUUGUUACAACUGUGAUGAGUUCUACAGGAAGGGUCACCGAUGUAAAACUCAACAACUAUUCAUGUUGAUUGUUGAUGAGGACCUUGAAAGGCAGGAGUCAUUAUCCACUGAAGAUGUCUCUAAAGACUCUCCCUCGACUCCUGAUUAUCCCAUUGAGAUUUCCUUACAUGCCUUGACAGGGAAUGUUGCCCCUGACACAAUCAGAAUUGUUGGCCAUCUUAAUAAGCACUAUGUCAGUGUCCUUAUUGAUACAGGAAGCACACAUAGUUUCAUUGAUGCUGUUUUAACUUCAAAAUUGGGUCUACAUGUUUCUCCAACUGGACGGAUGCUUGUUACAGUUGCUAAUGGAGAUAGAAUCAUCAGUCAAGGUAUCUGCCACAACUUACAUUGGGAUAUGCAAGGCCAUCAAUUCUCUGCAAAUUUACGAACUUUUCCUCUUGGCGGUUGCGAUAUUGUUUUAGGAGCUGAUUGGUUGCGCCAACUUGGUGAUGUUACAUUUAACUUCAGUCAACUGAGUAUUUCAUUUCGACAUCAAGGCAGCCAUAUUACACUUCAGGGUACCACUUCUAAACCUUCUCUAAGCAUGAUUAGUGGCUCUUCAUUGAAUAAGUUUAUUAAGAGUAAUACACCUACCCUAAUUGGCCAGUUUUUCUCUAUUUCCACCACUCCUAUACUUCCACCUCCACCUGCAGUUUCUGCCCUCUUAGAGACCUUUGUAGAUGUUUUUGCUGAGCCCACUGGCCUUCCUCCAUCUCGAUCACUUGACCACAAAAUACCACUCAAACAUGGGUCUAACCCUACUUCUCAAAGACCAUAUAAAUGCCCCUAUAUACAUAAGUCUUUCGUAGAGUCCUUGGUCUCUGAAAUGCUAUCUAGUGGAGUGAUUCAACACAGCCAUAACCCAUUUGCUGCUCCUAUUCUCUUAGUCAAAAAGAAAGAUGGUAUUUGGCGCUUUUGUGUCGAUUAUCGAAAGCUUAAUGAUAUUACAGUCAAGGAUAAAUAUCCUAUACCUCUUAUUGAAGAACUGUUGGAUGAAUUGAAUGGUUCUGUGGUAUUUUCCAAGAUCGAUCUUCGUUCUGGGUAUUACCAAAUCAGAGUUUACGCACCUGACAUUCACAAGACUGCUUUUCGCACUCAUCAAGGCCAUUACGAGUUCAGAGUUAUGCCAUUUGGGCUUACUAACACCCCUGCAACCUUUCAAGCCCUCAUGAAUGAGGUAUUUCAGCCAUAUCUUCGCAAAUUUGUACUGGUAUUCUUUGAUAACAUCUUGGUUUACAGCCCAUCCAUGGAAGAACAUUUAGAGCAUUUACAACUAACAUUAUCCUUGUUGAGGAAACAUUCUCUCUCUUCCAAGCUGUCAAAAUGUGCAUUUGCUCAACCACAGUUAGAAUAUCUUGGGCAUAUUAUUACUACUAAUGGUGUAGCUUCUGACCCUGACAAAGUUGCAACAAUGGUGAAUUGGCCAAAACCUCAAACACUGAAGCAACUUAGAGGAUUCUUGGGGCUUAUAGGGUACUACGAAAAUUCAUUAAGGGGUAUGGAAACAUCUGUAAGCCACUCACGAUAUGAUUAA